CAAUUGGACAUGUCUCUCUAGAUUAGAUUGGACAAUACUUCUUUUUGUGUUCCAUGUAAAACGGAGUAGUCCAAUAUCUUAGCUAAUCUUGGUUUAUAGACCAUUUGAAUUUGCUUUAGUUUUUUCCAGAAUUGGAUAGCAGAUAUGGCUGCCUACUUGAAACAUAUUGAUCCUAAUCAUCUGCUAGAAGUUGGGCUCGAAGGCUUUUAUGGUCCAUCAAAUGCCAACAAAAAUCAGGGAGUGUCUUUUUAUGAAGUGGGGACUGACUUCAUUACCAAUAAUCAAAACUCUCUCAUCGAUUUCGCCACUAUCCAUGCUUAUCCAAGCACAUGGUUGGAGAAUGGAUCAAGUGAUGAAGAACAAGUGGAAUUUCUGAGAAAAUGGAUUGAAGUCCACAUCGAUGACGCACAGAACACUCUGAAGAAACCUAUGCUCUUAGCCGAGUUUGGGAAGAGUGACAAAGAUUCCGGGUUCACCGUCGCAAAGAGGGACAUUCUGAUGAGAACCGCUUACGCAGCCGUAUACUCAUCCGCCCAGGCCGGCGGUGCGGCGGCCGGCAGCUUGUUCUGGCAAAUUAUGACAGAAGGUGCGGAGGAUUUCGAGGAUGGGUAUGAGAUCUUCCUCAGCCGGACCUCCUCCACGACUGAUAUCAUAUUUGAAGAGUCACAGAGGCUCGCCAAGCUUCGUGGAAUGUAUGCCAGGCUUGAAAACGUAAAGGAGUGGAAGAAUAAGAAUAAGAAUAAGAAUAAGAAUAAGAAUAAGAAUAAGAAUAAGAAUAAGAAUAAGAAUAAGAAUAAGAAUAAGGGGGCGUCCGCUAGAGAAAUCCAUGGAAAUGGCAACGGCAAUUGAUCGGAGAAGAAGAAACUCAUAAACAACAAAUUCUACCACUAUAAUUAAUUAAAUUAAAG
Molecule: messenger RNA, 908 nt
Organism: Cuscuta epithymum
Lineage: Eukaryota; Viridiplantae; Streptophyta; Magnoliopsida; Solanales; Convolvulaceae
Source: the annotation of a GenBank genome assembly